Messenger RNA from Mauremys reevesii (Reeves's turtle), 7217 nucleotides. RefSeq names its product tweety family member 3 (gene TTYH3). Gene Ontology annotation, molecular function: volume-sensitive chloride channel activity; intracellularly calcium-gated chloride channel activity. The record is from RefSeq and is a predicted model, not a curated record. The transcript has 14 exons. NCBI's taxonomy places the organism in Eukaryota, Metazoa, Chordata, Testudines, Geoemydidae. Bases 279 to 1853 code for a protein of 524 amino acids. Gene Ontology annotation, cellular component: plasma membrane.
CGAGCGAGCGAGCGGCCCGGGCUGGCAGCGCGGAGCCCGCACGGGAGGGAGCCGCUCACCUGGGCCGAGCCGGCACCGCCAUGCGGGGGAGGGCGCCGCCCGGCAGCAGCGGGGGCCCGGCCGCCUGAGUCCGGGGAGCCAGCGCGGGAGAGCGGAGCCGGCGGCGCUUCCUUCCUUCCCUCCCCCCCCUCAUGGCAGCGACAGGCGGCGGCGGGUGAAGCGGGGGCCGCGGCUCGGGUCUCGGAGGGAGCGGUCGGCAGGGCCGGGCCGGGCCGGGCAUGGCGGGGGUCAGCUACUCGCCGCCCUGGUGGGUGAGUCUCCUGCACCGCCUGCCGCACUUCAGCCUGCGCUGGGAGGCCGCCAGCGCCGACUUCCGCCCGGAGGACGCCGAGUACCAGCAGGCUUUGUUGCUGUUUGGUGGUGUUGCCCUGUCCUGCCUUGCUCUGGAUCUCCUCUUCCUCCUGUUCUACUCAUUCUGGCUGUGCUGCCGCCAUCGAAAAAGUGAAGAGCACUUAAAUGCGGAUUGCUGCUGCACUGCUUGGUGUGUUAUCAUAGCGACCCUUGUCUGCAGCGCUGGCAUCGCUGUUGGCUUCUAUGGAAAUGGGGAGACCAGUGACGGCAUCCACCGGUUGACAUACUCACUGCGACAUGCAAACCGCACAGUGGCUGGGGUCCAAGACCGGGUGUUAGACACUGCAGUGGCCCUGAACCAAACCUUAGAGCCGAACCUGCUGAUCCUUGAGGAGAUGUUCAUGAAACGGACUGAUUACCUGCACAUCAUCCAGAAACUCCAGGGCCUCUUGGAUGAUUUGGUUAGGCAAACAACAGAGAUCCCUUUCUGGAAGAAUGAGGAACUGUCAUUAGAGGAACUGGCUGUUCAGAUUGAUCUAUAUGACUGGUACAGGUGGCUGGGAUACCUGGGCCUACUUCUAUUCCAUGUACUGAUCUGUUUGCUGGUGCUCUUUGGACUAAUUAGAAAUUCCAAGGCCAUUCUCAUUGGGGUGUGUCUUCUAGGGGUGCUUGCUCUAAUUGUCAGUUGGGGAUCCUUGGGUCUGGAGCUGGCUGUUUCAGUGGGCUCCAGUGACUUCUGUGUUAACCCUGAUGCCUACAUCUCUAAAAUAGUGGAGGAUCAUGCAGUGCUCAGUACUGAUACUCUGCGCUAUUACCUUGCCUGUAAUGCUGGAUAUCCAAACCCCUUUCAGCAGAAGCUGUCAGGAAGUCACAAAGCCCUGGUGGAAAUGCAGGAUGAUGUGUUGGAGCUGCUCAGGUCAGCCAUCAGAGAGUACCCCACCUCCAAGGAGUACCUUACUCGGAUACAGGAGGUUCUAAACUCCACCGAGAUCAAUUUGCAGCACCUGACUGCACUGGUAGACUGUCGUAGUCUUCAUUUGGAUUACGUCCAGGCUCUGACAGGCUUCUGCUAUGAUGGAGUGGAAGGGCUCAUUUACCUGGUUCUCUUCUCCUUUGUCACGGCUCUCAUGUUCAGUUCCAUUGUGUGCAGCAUCCCGCACACUUGGCAGCAAAAAAGGAGCUCAAAUGAUGAUGGGGAGGAGGAAUCUGCUGCGCAAGGGAACAGACAAACCCACGAUAAUCUGUACAGGGUGCACAUGCCCAGCCUCUAUAGCUGUGGGAGUAGCUAUGGCAGUGAGACCAGCAUUCCAGCGGCAGCGCAUACAGUCAGCAAUGCUCCUGUCACGGAGUACAUGAGCCAGAAUGCAAACUUCCAGAAUCCCCGCUGUGAGAACACGCCUCUGAUUGGCCGGGAGUCUCCACCUCCCUCAUACACCUCCAGCAUGAGAGCCAAAUACCUCGCUACCAACCAACCUCGCCCAGACUCUGACAGUGUGCAUUAAAAACAUAACGCAGACGUGGUAAAACUAAACAAAUGUGCCAACUGCUGCUACCCUGUGCUGUCCGUGUAGAACAACCCUGCUUUCCUGUCCCAAACCCAGUGCAACUCCUGCUUCUCCAAUACAGACAACCUCUCCAACCUGGUACCUGUGUAUUGCCAAUCUGAAUGGAAGCCCCUUUCAAAUUAAACCUAUACCUAGUUGUACCUGGAGAGAGAACAAGCACCUGCACAAGAUCACCAGUUUGUCUGGGAUUCACCUACUUGGGACCAGCUUUGUCAACAGUCUAUCAGGAAACAUUUGCAAAUAUUUUUACUUCUGUCUCCCCUACCCUCUCCCAUUCCACAGAGGAAAUGGGUGGAAAAAUGUUGCAGAUCUUCAGUUCUGUGUGGUGAUCCAGCGGAGCUACUCAGUCUGCAGGGCACUGAAGAAGCAGAGGCUCUGAGCCCAUGGCUAUACUGUACAGAUCAGGAAAGCCAUACCAAUGUACACUCUUAAUUCGUGUGCACCUAGUCUUCUUGCCUGAUACCUUGUGCGGAGGCCCUCAUCCUGUGUCACUGAAUACCUACUUUUAGCUGGGCUCCACUCUCGCCUCUGGUGACUUUAAAUAAGCUUUUUCUUUCCUCUUUAUAACCAGCUUUUGCAUUCUUGAGGAGUAGGUGGUUUUCAGCACCAGCCAGCUGUCCCAGAUGCACCCCUGCCUGCCCAUUGCUGUGAGCCUGACCUUUCUGCUCCAUCAGGGAAGCCCCUGUACUCACAUGGCAUUCUGGGUGCUGCUUUUGUGAGACUGGGUGCACACAGAACACACAGGAGCCAGCAAUUCACUUGGUGCCAAAUUUUUCCGGGAAAAGACUUGCAAGACUUAGGGUUUUUUGCACUAAAUAGUUUCAAAUCUCUAGCCUGGCACUAGGUCUCAUGGGACAGUCAACUUGCGAGAGCAAGAGAGAUGAUAAGCUCCAGUGAACAUAUAGCAAAUGCAAGGAGUUAUUGUGACGGAUUGCUGGACUCUUCCGUUAAUGUUUGGAGUAGAAAAGUCAAGUCUCGAGGCAUUGGCUUUAGAGGAGGAUCCCAGGGCCUCAGCCCAAAGCUUGUCAUAAGAGCAGCAAGGUUGCUGCUUCCUUGGUUCUGCGCUCCAGGAUCAAAAAACAAGAGUCUUAAAACGUGAAUGUUGGGGGCGGGGGGAGGUGUUGGGUUUUUGUGGGUUUUUUUUUCCCCUGGUCAUAACUGCUAACCACUAACUGCCAUACACAAGGCACAUGUGAAUAAACUCCUAGUAUCUCCUAGCACACUGUGCGUGGGCCACGGUGCAAUGGAGUGUCCCUGCAGGGGGCAGCAUCCUACUUUCUGUUGAAGAAUGGUGCUCUACAGGACAUAAACCACUUUUUACUAGCAAAGACUCCAACGCGCAGCCGUGCGAUAAAUGGAUAUGAACUUUGUACUCAAGUCGGUAAAAGAAUCGUCCUUUUGAAUUUUCCCUUUCUGUGCAAGCUGUCUUAACCUAGUUGCUUAGGGAGGCUUAAGCAAGAAACAGAAGUAAAGUACAAAAUCUCAUUCAUCGUAGGUGGGCCACGGGACAAACGUGGUUCAAAUCUAGCACCAUAAUAUCUGGAAUGCAUCAAAGGAGAACUCAUUUCUCGUCUUUUAGUUUGCUCUGUAUAGUGAAUGUCCAUAAUGUGGACCAGUCAGCCUAGCAAUCUGCCUUUGCUCUGGACGAUGAUGUCAGACUUCUCCAGAUCUUGUCCUUUUCCCUUUACUAGGGGUGAGUUAUCACCACUCUGGGAACAUUUUGUAUAUUCCACGGAUGAUUAACUAGGAUGCCAAUACUUCCUCUGGGGGAGUUGCAUACUCCAAGAAAAGGGAUAUUUUGAGACAUCUCAAGGAGAUAGAUAGAAGCCACUAAUGGAGUAGCCUCCAACCUUUGGAGGAAGGGGGAAGAAAGAAGGAAGAAAAGUAGCACACUGACCAGCUUUUCUGGGAGAGGAGGUCUCAGGGUAAACGCUAGUUAUGUUCCAUCACAGAUCCCUUAAAGCCUGGUGUGAGAGCUGCAUGUGCAUGGUGGGUGGCAUGCAAGCAUGUGGCACUGCUGGCUUACAAGCCUCUGGACAGUUGGAUGCUCACAGCAGCUGGUAUGACUGAGUGGGGAAAACUGAAACCACACUUCAUCAUUUUAGAGAGAAACAAAUCCCUGUUUUUCCCCUAGUCGAUUGGACUGUUUCCCAUGUUGUCUGUCAGCUAGAGGCAGCCCAGACUCAAAUACUUCAGGCUCUUAGAUUUAGAAGAACCACCCGAAAAUCUGCUGCAUGCCUCUCAGUAGCAUGGCCUUAGUCCUGUAAGGUAAGUGUUGGAAGAGCAUAAAGCAGGAAAUAAACUUCAAACAGGUGCAUCUGUUGGCAGCUUUUGCUGUACAAAGAACACAUGGGUUUUCCCACUGGGCCUUAGGAGAAGUCAGGUGCAGCAUGCCAGAGCCAGAAGUGCCAAUACUGGUAAUAACAAAGAGCCAAUACCUUUCAGUGCAGAAUCCAGGCUGGAAACUGCCUUAGCUUGCUUCCUUCCCAGGCUUAGCUUAAUCGGUUGUACUGUCCAGAACAAAUUCUAACAGGGCUCAAAGGCUAUAGCCAGUUGCUGAUUGGAGGUCUGUGCUCUGUGACUUUAAAGUGUAUUAAGGAAGAACUCUGUGGGACACUGUGUGCUCUCUACAUGGCCAGCAGAACAAGACUGCAGUGUGCUCUGUGUACUGUGUGGUUCCACCCAGGACUUCCUUUAAUUGACAUGGAUUUUGCAUUUUUGUAAAGAGUCACAGAGCCCUGCUGUCCCACUGCAUGUGAUGCAGGGACCUCUCUAUUUUAACACAUUUCUAUUUAUUUUUUUAUAUGCGUCAUUGGGCAACAGUGUGGCACUUCUAGGGGUUGGUCCAAAUGGAUCUGCUGCAGAGCCAGUAGCAUGUGCUCAUUAGUAUGGGUGUGAAGUGAUUGCUGUAGUCUAAGUGACCAGUCUCUGGUAUAGUCUGUGUGCAAACCAUGAACACAUGUGGGCACAGCAUGGCCAAGAAGUAGACAUCUCAAAAUUCAAGAUCUCCCAGAGUCUCUCCCCUCCCCCACCCCCCAUAGGUGAACAGCAGGAGCUUACUGGCAAAGAGUAAUCUGUUGUAAGUGGCCCUACUGGUUAUGGGAGUCUGAUACAGUGAGUAUAAAAAAAAGAAAAUGGAGUGUCUUUUUUUUCUUCUUCUGUAAUUUGUAUUGCAUUUUAAUGUGGGACUUGUCCCAGCUGACUUCUCAACAGCACACAAUCAUCUCAGAACCAAGCCACAUGAUUGCUUAUUAGUACAUGGCUCCAAAAUUCAGGGGAACUGAGAGACUCUGAUCUCCGGGCACCUUGCUGACAGCAAAACAGGAGGCAGCUCCUGUGUGGUUAGAAAGGUGACAGCAGCAAAGACUUACGUUUUUUAGUGCAAACCGUCAUCGGCUUGUCUGGUUUGUUUGCUUUCUUUCCACUCCAUCGUCAUGUACAAACGAUGUUUUGAUUUUGGAACUGAGACCUUUCUAGCACACCAACAUCUCCACAAUGUGAAAUGUAAAUAGCAUGUUGGACUCUUGUGUCCAGUGUUCAGAACUGCAUUGUAAUUGUAAAGGAAAUCGAAUCAAGACUUGGCUGUGAAUUUCUUGUGCUGUCUUGGGAAUAUAACUGUAGUGUUUGUAUCCUGUAUGUAAUAUUAACUGAAUUCAUUUUACUUGCUGAUAAAAGGGUUCAAAUGGAGAUCGCAGCAUCCAUCAUGUGACCAAACCUGACCGGGGGAGGGGAUUUGAUUACCCCCAUCCUCUUUGAGUUCUCCCCAUUAUUAAUUAGGUAUCAUUAAUUUGUAUAGCCAGCUCUGUGGGCACAGGGGGGUGUCCAUUUAAGUGCUUUGAACUGGCUGAUUUGCAUGAGGGGAGUUUUUGGAAUGGCCCCAGAGGUGGGGUCACACACAAGUUGCCCUUAGAAUGUGUAAUGUUCAUGUGCACAGCUCAGGCUUUCCCGGAAAGAACAGCUUCCAGGGGCCGGCCUUGUGCUCUGCUCAUUAUUCUUGGCACCGUGAUGUGGGUAGCAGAUGUAGGCACUUGCUCAGCAGAAUGGUGUCCAUGGUACAAAUGUUUAUAUAGAUAAAACCCAUCUUUGACUCCUAGAUCCGGUUUCUUUCUCUCCCCAGGGACAGCCAAGGCUUGAGGUCAGUGAAGAGACAGCACACUGCCCCUUAGGAGGGAGAAACGGGAGCUCAUCACUCUGCUGACCGGGCCCCUUAAAGCUGAUUUAAGGGUAGGUGGGUUCCCAUCCUCUGUCAGAAGGGUGAUGGUUACAUGGCAGGACCUGGGGAGCAGAGGGAUGAAUGAAGCAAGGAAAUGGAGAUCCUCAUGGUGCCUAAAGGGACAGUGUAGCUUUGGGGGAGAAGGGAACUCUCCUCCUUGUGGCCUUUUCUUUCCUUGCAUUGCAAGGUCCUUCAUUACCAGGCAAGAUACACCUGGAUAGUAUUGGCGCAUCAUGCAGGAAGACAUUGGCUCCACAACCAGGAACUCCAGGAUCUGUUCCCUGAAUGUGGCCAGAAAUCCAAAAGGAACUGAGAGAGAGAGUGCAUAUUGGCUAUCCUAGCACUCCUUCCCUCUAGCCUUUUUCCUGGGUGGUGUAUUUCUGCCGGAGCAGCCUGGAAGAGCUGGGACUGUGGGUGGGAGGCACUAGCACUGUGGACUCUCUAUUCCAGAGAGAGUGAAAGGCUCCUUGCUAGAGGCAGCCUGCAGCCAGGAGUAUUGAGGGAAGCCAGGCAUCCACUCACUUGCACUGUGCCAAGAAGCCCCACUCUCCCACAACUGUGCAAACAGAGUCAGGUGGAACAUUCCCCCACCAAUCACUAGGACAGACUCUGCUGCUCCUCAAGAAAGAGGACUUGGCAGGGCACCCUGCCCUGGCCCUGCAUUUCACCCAAGAUGAUUCACCUUGCACUCCCAGUCUCUCCCGCUUUAACUAGAGGCUGACGUCGGGGAGUGACCUAUGCACUGUUGGUGUGGUAGCAUCAGGAGGCAGAAAAUUCUAAAUGCUCUCAGUUCCUAACCUGAGCGUGGGCCGACCUUCCAAACAGAUGAGUAGAGCCUCCUGCUGCCCCUCAGCUAUCAGUGUGUGGCUCCACCAAGUGUGGAGAAGGAGAGUUGCCCAGUGAUUAAAGCACAGGACUGGGAGCUGGGACUUGUCGCUCUUAUUCCGGACUGCUGCUUGUUUGCUAUGUGACUUUGUGGGCAAACACUUUGUGUCUCUGUGCCUCAGCUUCCCCUUGUAAAAAUGGGGGAUACCCACCGGUGGGGAGGGUUGGGGAUCAUUGACAGGAGGCAUGAGUUAAUCAUUUAU